This is a messenger RNA of Hyaloscypha bicolor E, 618 nucleotides long. RefSeq lists its product as uncharacterized. NCBI's taxonomy places the organism in Eukaryota, Fungi, Ascomycota, Leotiomycetes, Helotiales, Hyaloscyphaceae. Bases 139 to 375 code for a protein of 78 amino acids. The transcript has a single exon. The record is from RefSeq and is a predicted model, not a curated record.
UUCACAUCAAGGUACUGGUACCUCAUCUGCAAAUAUUUAUAUCGUUGAUCGAAUCUCCUUUCUGCCAGAACAACUCCUCUAUUCUACCUUCCCAUACUCUCAACUACUUUCCUCACCUCCAAGAACUUCAAAUUCCAAAUGUCGUCCUCAACAACACACCUCCAAAACCCACAACCAUCGACGGAAUAUGAUAUGGACGGACAAUUUUCUCUCUCCGCAUAUGCAAGGACGAUGCACCAACACACCAAGAAGCAGAUGGAAGCCGCAUCACGAUCAGCUCGAAGAAGGACAGCGAACGAGACUGGGACGAACGUACACGGACGAUUAAAUCAGGAAGGAAGUGUCUCGAGUAUGGAUAGUACCCGAUCGUCUUGAUCUUGGUUGGGGUUGGUGAUGAUGAACCUUGUCAACCAUCACUGGUGAUAGGUGUCGUGGUUGGUUGGUCCGUCCGUCCGUGUCAUGAGGCUGUACAUAUGGGACAUUGAUGGCGUUAUGGUGUCGUUUGGAUUUGAGCGGCAUUGUGUUAUACUUGGGUGGAUACAUGGCCGGCAGUGCGUACAUUCUCUGAUGAUAUUACUCGUCAUGAUAAAAAUAUAGACGACAGUUCAACUUCCUCAU